GAGGAAACCAAAGGACCUCAAAAUCUACAAAAGAUCUAAAGAAAAAGGGGAGCAGAGCUGGUUGUAGAUUGCAAGGCACCCCAUAGGUGGACAUCUUCCAACAUGGCUUCCAACUCUGAAACCCGGAACACCUACAUUACAGUUUACAUGCUCACUCUCCUAAUUGGCUUUCCCACCAACCUGUUGGCCCUGUUUGCUUUCAUCCAGAAGAUUAGAGACAAGGCCACACCUAACUGCAUCCUUCUCCUCAACCUGACCAUUUCUGAUCUCUGCUUCCUGGUUUUCCUCCUCUUCAAGAUGUCAGAGCAGAUCGCUGGCCGCUGGGCCCUUCCCCCUUUUCUGUGCCCGCUUUCUGGUCUUGUCUACUUCAGCACCAUUUAUACUAGCACGCUCUUCCUCACUGCGGUAAGCGCGGAGCGCUACCUGGGCGUAGCUUAUCCCAUCCAUUACAAGCUGAGGCGUCAUGCAGCCUAUGCCCUAAUAGCCAGCCUGGGCAUUUGGAUCUGCUCUUUUGGCCACUGCAGCAUUGUGUAUAUCACUGAGUUCAAGCGGGACAACUACUCCCUUCUGAAUAUGCCUCCCAGUAAUGUCUGUUACGACAAUUUCACAGAGAAGCAACUCCAGGUCCUGCUCCCUGUUCGCCUGGAACUCAGCAUUGUACUUUUCCUGGUGCCAUUCCUGAUCACCUGCUUCUGCUAUUUUGGCUUUAUAAGAAUAGUGAUUUCUUCACCACACAUCUGCAGGAACAAAAAGCAACGAGCGGUGGGGCUGGUGGCAGCCACUUUAGCUGUCUUCAUCAUCUGUUUUACACCUUACAACAUUUCCCAUGUGGUGGGUUAUAUUCAGUGGAAAAGUCCUGACUGGCGGAUCAAAGUCUUGCUUCUCAGCACCUUCAAUGCCUGCUUGGACCCCAUCAUCUUUUAUUUUUCUUCUUCUGCCAUGAAGCAUUCAUGCUGUAGCUUUUGGAUCAGAAUAAAAGGAAUUUGCAUGUUGGUUCCUUUGCUCCAUAAGCUCUUCAACAGAGGGACUGAGAGAACUGGUUCUCAGGAUCAAGUGUGCUCUUCCCGCCUAUGA
Molecule: messenger RNA, 1074 nt
Organism: Pseudonaja textilis
Lineage: Eukaryota; Metazoa; Chordata; Lepidosauria; Squamata; Elapidae
Source: RefSeq, a predicted model, not a curated record